Messenger RNA from Saitoella complicata NRRL Y-17804, 1263 nucleotides. RefSeq lists its product as uncharacterized. Gene Ontology annotation, molecular function: RNA polymerase I core promoter sequence-specific DNA binding. The transcript is spliced from 3 exons. The record is from RefSeq and is a predicted model, not a curated record. NCBI's taxonomy places the organism in Eukaryota, Fungi, Ascomycota, Saitoellomycetes, Saitoellales, Saitoellaceae. The coding region runs from base 125 to 1159 and encodes 344 amino acids. Gene Ontology annotation, cellular component: RNA polymerase I core factor complex; RNA polymerase transcription factor SL1 complex. Gene Ontology annotation, biological process: RNA polymerase I preinitiation complex assembly; nucleolar large rRNA transcription by RNA polymerase I.
GGUGAAGCCCGCGGAAAGCGACGAAAGGUUCAAAGGCGGUUAGACGAGAGACCAAUUAAAAGCAAAGUUCUCUACGGGUUGGAAGGCUCUUGUUAGUGACUUGGGCUUGCCGGCGGAGUUAGAGAUGCUUGUUCGUGAUAUGUGGGUGUUGUAUCUUACGUAUGCCGAUGUGAAGUUACCAGAAGACGAACAUAUGGAACGAGACAUGAAUGACGACAGCGAAGAGGUGCUAUGGCAGCAAGAACGUACGCAGCAUUCACAGACAAACGACGACGGCGAUCAGCGUACUGUAUCCGAUUCAAGAAUACCUCGCACACCGUCACUGGUUUUCAGCGUUGUUUGGACUUAUCUCGCAAUACUGCUACUCAGACUGCCAAUAACCAUUUCAGAUCUACAUGGAUGGAUUCUUGAUGGGAGAUAUCCAUAUAUGCGUGCGAUUCAAAUGAUACCCAGCAGUAUGCGGGAGAGGCUUCAUGUCAUGUAUUGGAGUGAUCUCGAUCCUCCGACUACUCCGCGCUGUGCAACUUUCCACCAUUGGAUUGAGCCCAUGGCGAAGCUGUUUGAGUGCAGUUUUGGGUUACGCUUCCCGGCUAUCAAUUUGCCACCGAUAUUGCUGAGUUAUGUUCGGGAUCUUCUACUUCCCUUGGAGAUCUACACUGCUGCACGAAAGCUUGCGUCUUUGCUCGCUCUUGAUAUGCACGUCGUCGCGACACAACGCGACAAGUCAAAAAUACCGCAUCACAAUAUCAUGGCGCUCGUCCUCGUCGCGACAAAGUUAUGUUUCGGUCUUGAUGAUUUGAGCCGGAGUCCUUCUGCUGAUGAUGAACCGGCGGCAUAUCAGCCUGAUUGGAUUCUGUGGCAGCGGAAUAUCAAUGCUCGGAAUGAAGAUGUUCAAUCACACGACAUCCAGACUAAGAUUAACGAGGUUGACGUUCUGGGUAUGGGUGAGACGGAGAUAGAUCACUACAUCGAGUGGUGUGCCCAGAAUUGGAGUCUCCCUGAUUCGGCAAACGAGGGUCCUCGACUGCUUCUACCAGCCUCAAGCCGAAGCCGCCAGUCGUGUAUCACAAAUCGCCCACCACUCAACCAUCCUAAACCUUCUGAAAGCGCUAAACUCCAGACCCGUCCAUGCUCAGCGUGGGGUUUCGGUGUCACGUAGACCGGGUGCCCAUUAUCCUAUAUACAACUCUGACGCAGAUUUGCCUAGGGUUACUGCGGCGCUGUUGGAAGCGGCUGCGAGACGGGCUGGGGUUACGACGAGUG